Emiliania huxleyi CCMP1516 is the source of this 993-nucleotide messenger RNA. RefSeq lists its product as hypothetical. The record is from RefSeq and is a predicted model, not a curated record. The transcript has a single exon. The coding region runs from base 1 to 993 and encodes 330 amino acids. NCBI's taxonomy places the organism in Eukaryota, Haptophyta, Isochrysidales, Noelaerhabdaceae.
AUGAGCGCCCUCGGCCCCGACUCCUGCGCACUGGGUCCGCACGCGACCGGCAAGCAGGAUGCUCAGCACCUCUGCAACAACGCGAGCUUCGCCUCUGCGACAAUCUACUACCCCACGGAAUCCGGGCUGAAGUCGUUGCCUUCCGUCGUGAUUGUCGGCGGCUGGGGAUGUGGUGAGCAGGCGAUGGCGGCCUGGGCUCCUUUUUACGCCUCACACGGCAUCGUGGCGAUGACCAUCGGCACGCCUUCGCCGUUCACGGACUCGCCAGCCGUUCGUAGCAAGGCGCUCCUCGACGCGAGCCUGGCGUUGCAGGGUGAGCACGAGCGUGCUGACUCCGUUCUGCGAGGGCGCCUCGACAUCUCACGGCGCGCCGUCCAGGGCUACUCCUUGGGCGGCGGCGGCGCACAGCUGGCGGCCCUGGCUGAUCCGACUCUCAAGUGCGUCAUCGCGCUCGCUCCGGAUGGCGGCUACAUGUUUCCUUCGAAGCACUCGCUUUCGUUUCCAAGUCCGCCGCCGACCGCUGUGCCCGUUCUCAUACUUUGUGGCGACAACGAUGAGGAGGCGCCGCCCAAGAAGUUCGGAUGGCCGCACUACCGUCAGACGGGCGCUGCCAAGCUGAUCUUCGAAGUCGAGGGCGGGGAUCACUACACCCCACUCGGCCCAGCGGGUGGUACCAAGCACCAGGCGGAGGCAGGGUCAAUGAGCAUGGAACUAUGGUGCGUCAACUGCUCGACCAUUUGCGCCUGCUGGAUGUGCCAGUGCCCACUUGCGCUUUGGUGCACGCCGUGUCCGUGCGCUACGCUAAAUGGACCAACCGGCCACGCUGCAGACCGCGCGCCGCGCGGCGCCAUCGGCGGAGUGGCACUCGCGUGGCUGCGGCUCUUCCUGCUCGACGACGAGACGGCACGGUCGCAGCUGGUCCUUCGUCCUGACAUUGCCAGCGGCUUCGAGUGCAGCGGGAUUGAGGCCCCGUUGGCGAUGGACCGAAGCUGA